GAGAAAGGGAGGAGAGUGUGUCUGUCUGACAGUCUGUUGAGCUUGUCUGGAUGCUUCUGAUCAUUCUGUUUUGCCUCUUUCACCUGCAGCCCGGGAGAACACAAGCCAAGUGUGUGUAUGUGUGUGUGUGUGUGUGUGUGUGUGCGUGUGUGUGCGUGUGUGUGUGGAGCGUCAGUGGACAUGGAUUUGUGAAGAUGGGUCGCACAGAGGGACAGAUGAACAGAUGGAGGAACGUGUAAAAUCGUGACGACCUUGGACCUAACUAUCCGCAGCGCUUGCCAAGAGACUGGAGUCUGUGCCACGUGACCACAACACCUCCUCAGCUUCUGCAGGAGGGCAUGCAGUGCCAGUGUGAGUGACAGGCAGUGUGAGCCAAUGAGCUUCUCACCGAAUCCAGCUCUAGUCCCGGACAGGGACAGACUCCCGCUCAAAAAGAGGGACCAAAGGCCAAACUCGCCGCCACAGCAGCAACAGCAGCAACUGCAGCAACAGCAGUGUGAUGCAGCAACAUUCAAGGCGCCCUACCCUUACAAGAGCCCCAGUGAGUUUAAGACGAAGCACACAGGCCCUUUCCAGCCCGUACCGAGACGGGUUCCUGCGCUGUACCAGCCCUGGAUGCCGACUCACUCAUCCACCAGGUCCAAACCUCACACCCUCUCUGCAUUCAGGGAUCAUCAUGGCUGGGCAGAGUGGAGAGAGUUCAACCCCCUGCAUCCUGGAUGGGCCUUUUCCAACCACUAUCAGCAUCACUUGUCUGGCACACCUGCACUCCACCUGGGACAUCCACACACCCCCUCCAGAUUCAGCCCAGUCUCCCUGGUCACAGAGGGUCUCCAAAGGGUGGCUGGAGGGUACAGCUUGGAGCAGCUCAAGACAUUAAGGGACAAGAGUUUAAACACAGAGAAGCAGAGCAAUGGGAGGAAUAGAGGGCCAUAUGUGAGGAGAAGAGACAGAAAAGUUGAGCAUUUUCCCAGGGUUGAAAAAGCAAGUCCUCCAUCAUUGAGUCUACCUCACUUUCCACACGACGACCGUGCACUGCAAUACGAUGUGUCGCACAAUUCAGCAAAGGUUGUCAAACAUCCCGCUUCUGGACAUUCCUUUAUAAGAGUUUCACCUGACAAUAACUCAAGCAACCCCUCCAUGAAGGAUGCAUCAAGAUCUUCUGCUCUCCCCUCCUCUGAGCAGGCGUCCUCCUCCUCUUCUUCCUCUCCUAACAAUUUCCCCUGGCUGCUUCCUCACUUUGUGGCCGGUUCUCUGAUCGAGCUCAGAGAUGGGCGGCUGAGGAGGGUGGAGCACCUGCAGACGGAGGACUUCCUGCUGGGAGCGCUGGCCUGUCCGGACUUGCGCUUGAGCUGCUGCACGGUGCAAAACAUCUCCCCUUCAGCCUCCUCCACCUCCAUCUCACGCCUCCUCAUCCUGCUUCACGACCAGCAGUCCCAGGAAUUGGUGGAAGUCUACGCAGAGUACCCGUUCUUUGUGCGUGGGAGGGGCUGGUCCUCCUGCAGCCCUCAGAGGACGGCCCGUCUCUGUGGCCUACAUUGCCGCCAGCUCAGUGUGGGGGACAUCUGCCUGGCUCUCACCCCUAUCUCAUUCCCCCUGCCUCCACCAUCAGCCACCACGGAGCCAAAAACUUCACCCAGUAAGUCAGAGGGAGGGUGUGAGUCCCUAAUGGCACCACAACAACCCCGGGUUCCCCUGGGGCCAGAGCGGCUCGCAGGGGGACAGAAGAAGGAGGCAGAGACGGUCCGCAGGAGACACUUUUCGGCCCCUGAGCUGAGUGGUCCAAGGACUAACUGCAUGUAGUGAGGAGGGUUGCUGUUUUAGGGACAGGAAGUAUGUCGAUCUCUUUCAAACUUUGCUUUAUUCAGCCUAUAUUUACUGUCUUUCUACCUCCUGAAUCAUAUUUCUGUGUUUGACUGUCGGUUUUAAAUUGUAUCUAAGGAGUAAAAGCUAAACAGGCAGAAUAAGAUGAGCUCUCAGGAUUCCUCCAGAAGUAAACUGAUAUUUGCAUAAUUGUUAAGGUAAGUUAGGGAUCAAACAGUGACUAUGUGAGUUGAGUUAAACAUUACACUUUCUCUGAGCCUGAUCAAAGUAUUUGAGAACACAGAAUUUGGAUCUUGCUCAUGUGAAAGUGGAGAACCAAAGUGUUCAUCUCUGUUGCCACAGGGAGUUACUCCAGCGAGAGGGAAUUUGAGAAAGAUCUUGCAGGCUCAAAGAAUAUUUUUGAGUUUUAUUAUUCAAGCAGUUCUGAUAAAAUCAGCCCACGUUCCUUGAAAAGCACAGAAAAAUACUCCCUCAGGUCCUUCACUGCUGAUCAUUUCGUUUAAAGAUAUAACUCUUCUGCUUAUGUAAGACUUCUCUAUAAUCAUUAAUAAUAAAAAGGUUAAUAGUAAAUAGGGAAUUUUCACAUUGACAAUCAACACCACUUUUGAUUACAUCUGUAGGAUUAAGUUUUACGCUUCUACCUCUAUUUUCUAUUGAACAUAUAUACAUAUAUAUGUAUAUAUAUAUAUAUAAUCUCUGUUUUAAUGGUGUGGGCUGUGUUGUAAUAUGCUACGUUGGAAGCUCUCAGCUUUUCGAUGAAUGUCAGUGUGAAUGCCUAAUUUUGCCGGGUUGCUCCAGUAUAUUAUAGCUGCUUUGCUUUUGUACUGACGCUCCUGUUUUGAAUGUCUGUGCCGUUGUUAAGUGAAGACGCUUGUGCCAUUCAAAGUACUUUAAAAAGCACAAUCUGGGAUUGGUGUACGGUACAACGGUGAAUUAGGUCUCAAAGAUCUGAGCAAAAAAUAAAAUAAUUUUGUUGUACAUUUCUUAAAUAUACGAGAAAAAAACUUGGAUAUUGGCGAAGAUUAAAGUGGUACAUUUACAAGAAAAGAAAUCACAAAUUUCAAAAGAAAAAGAAAGAAAACUUGAAUAUUCUGAGAUUAAGAAGUCAUACAUUUGUGAGAAUAAACUCCAGAAUUCUCUAAGAUUAAAAUCACAAAUUCCCGGUAAAAAAAAGGAACCACAUCUCUUCACUUCUCAAAUUGGAUCAGCCUCUUCACACCAGAGACGCAGCCACCUGCCGUAUAUUAUCCCUGCAGUGGAUGACCUCAUGAAAUUAUGCAAUAAAUAAAUGCUUGUGAUUUUAUUGUCUGUGAGUUUUGGUCUCGUAAAUGUCUGACUUUAGAAUCUAAGAGAUUAUUCAACGUUUUCUUCUCAUAAAUUUGUGUUUUUUUCUCGAAAAGUGGCCUUUAAUCUCAGAGAAUAUCCAAGUUAUCUCCUGUAAAUGUACGACUCUAAUCUCAGAAAUUCAGAUUUUUCUGCAUAUUACCCCCUUGUAAAAUGUAAUGUUUAACCUACCGGCCCUAACACGCCGUCAAGUACAAAGCCAUUUAUCAGCACUGCAAUGUGCUUUCCUCCUGACAUAGCACACAAAUGUAAAAAGACUAAAACAUUUUAAAUGCAGUCCAUUUGGACAAAACUAUGUGACAGUUAGGGCAGACACAAUGCUGUAACACAGAUUGGGUCUUUACCUUGUGAAACUAUUUUUUCUCAUUGUUAAAUAAAUAUUUUUAAAGCU
Molecule: messenger RNA, 3559 nt
Organism: Cottoperca gobio
Lineage: Eukaryota; Metazoa; Chordata; Actinopteri; Perciformes; Bovichtidae
Exons: 3
Coding region: 376-1803 (475 amino acids)
Biological process (GO): negative regulation of transcription by RNA polymerase II; nervous system development
Cellular component (GO): nucleus
Molecular function (GO): RNA binding; protein binding
Source: RefSeq, a predicted model, not a curated record